This is a messenger RNA of Dipodomys ordii (Ord's kangaroo rat), 1348 nucleotides long. RefSeq names its product G protein-coupled receptor 18 (gene Gpr18). The transcript is spliced from 2 exons. Lineage: Eukaryota; Metazoa; Chordata; Mammalia; Rodentia; Heteromyidae. The record is from RefSeq and is a predicted model, not a curated record. Gene Ontology annotation, molecular function: G protein-coupled receptor activity. The coding region runs from base 242 to 1243 and encodes 333 amino acids. Gene Ontology annotation, cellular component: membrane. Gene Ontology annotation, biological process: positive regulation of Rho protein signal transduction; phospholipase C-activating G protein-coupled receptor signaling pathway.
AUCACAGCCACUACUCCAGAACCAGCACUGCAUGUGAAACUGCCUUCUGAAGAAACAAGUGAGGCCAAGACAAAAGAAAUACAGCAUUUCUGAAAAGCUCCAUUUCCAGGCAGAACGAUCUUAACACAGGCAACUCCAAGAUCCCCUUUUACAGAACACUGGAAAAUGUUCACCUCUAUCUAACGCGGCACUUUGAUGGGCAGGAGUGUCUUAAGUAUCAUGCCUACCAGGCAUUUAUAAGAUGACUAUCACAAGCAAUCAAGACAGCAAUCAACCUGGCCCUUCUAACAGGUCACAUCCAGAUGAGUACAAAAUUGCAGCUCUGGUCUUCUACAGCUGCAUCUUCCUGAUUGGAUUGUUCGUUAACGUCACUGCAUUAUGGGUUUUCAGUUGUACCACCAAGAAAAGAACCACUGUAACCAUCUAUAUGAUGAAUGUGGCACUAUUGGACUUGAUAUUUAUCAUGACUUUGCCCUUCCGAAUGUUUUACUAUGCAAAAGGUGAGUGGCCAUUUGGAGAGUACUUCUGCCACAUUCUUGGGGUUCUUGUAGUGUUUUAUCCAAGCAUUGCUCUAUGGCUUCUUGCUUUUAUUAGUGCCGACAGAUACAUGGCCAUAGUACAGCCCAAAUAUGCCAAAGAGCUCAAGAAGACAUGCAAAGCUGUGCUUGCCUGUGUGGGAAUCUGGACAAUGACCCUAAUGAUCAUGGUCCCUCUGCUACUACUCUAUGAAGACCCAGAUAAAGCUUCCUCCCCUGCCACCUGCCUGAAGAUUUCUGACAUCAUCCACUUCAAAGCUGUCAAUGUGCUGAACUUCACUCGACUGAUAUUUUUUUUCUUGGUUCCUCUGUUCAUCAUGAUUGGGUGCUAUGUGGUCAUUAUUCACAGUCUCCUGCGUGGAAGGACAUCUAAGCUGAAACCUAAGGUCAAGGAGAAGUCCAUAAGGAUCAUCAUCACACUCCUGGUGCAGGUGCUCAUCUGCUUCGUGCCCUUCCACAUCUGUUUUGCUUUCCUGAUGCUGGAUGGUGGAGAAAACAGUUACAACCCCUGGGGAGCCUUUACCACCUUCCUCAUGAACCUCAGCACAUGUCUGGAUGUGAUUCUUUACUACAUUGUUUCCAAACAAUUUCAAGCUAGAGUCAUUAGUGUCAUGUUAUACCGCAAUUACCUUCGGAGUGUGCGCAGAAAAAGUUUCCGAUCCAGUAGUUUACGGUCAUUGAGCAAUAUGACCAGUGAGAUGUUGUAGAGUAGAAAGCUGAUUUUCUCUAUCUCUUUAAAAUUCACUUUCCUAUUCCAAAUAGGUAUUACCAAGUCCCUUCUCCCAUUAAAACAACAAAAACUUUAAAACCUU